CACAAGCUGGCUGGCCUCAGUCAGUAUGUCUUCCAAGUCUUCCAAAGUUUCUUCCACAGGUUCCAAAGCCAAGGACCACCAGCCCUCAGGCCAGCAGCAGGAGCCAUUCCCAGAGGCAAAUGCUGAAGCCAUCAACUUCCUCAACUCCUUCCGGAUGGAGGAACUGCUGUUACUGUUCUUCUCAGAGACCCUGGCCAUCAUCUCGGACACAGGGGAGCCUCAGGGAGAGCUGACCAUUGAGGUGCAGAGAGGAAAGUACAAGGAUGAUCUGGGCAUCAUGUCCCACUGCCUCCUGGUACAUGCCUUUAGCCGAGGCUUCCUAGAUAAAUCGCUCUGUGGAAACUCCCUCCUAGGUUACCUCACCAAGAAACUGGAGCCCAUGGAACAACACAGUCAUGAGUUCAUCAAGUUCCCCAUCCUCCCCAUGGAACGGAAGAUGAGCUUACUGAAGGAAGAUGACCAGAUGGUUGUGACCACAAGUGUCAAGGAGGGUGAGGAAGUGAAGACUGGCAUCACUUUUUUCCCUUGGCACUCACUUGCGGGCUUCAUCUCUAGUGCUGCCAAUUUGGUGCUGCUGAGGGUGAUGGCCUGGCGGCAGACAGUGCCCAACGAUGCUCGUUUCCUGGCCUUGGACACAGAGGGCAAACUCUGCUAUUGCACUUAUCAAGCCCUGGGCUUCCAGAUGAUACAGGUGGGCCACCAGCAGGCUGAAAUGUUCAUUGUGGAGCAAACCAUCCACUCUGAAGAGGGCAUUCCCUUCUCCUGCCAGUUCUACCUUCUCUCUGAUGGGCACCUGGCUAAGAGAGUUCAGGUGGGCUCCCCAGGGUGCUGUAUCAUCACCAAGAUGCCCCUCUUGAGGGAAGAGGAUGAGAUUGAGCCUCGGCCGGAGUUUGACAAGAAGCCCCUGGUGUGGGAGGAGGAUUUGGAGCUGUACUCGAAAUUCCUGGACAGGAAGGAGCAGCUGCGUCUCAGCCACACCAGCUAUCUGCGGCAGCACCCCGAGGCCCAGGCGCUGGUCUCCGACUUCCUGCUCUUCCUGCUGCUCCGCCGGCCGGAAGAUGUGGUCACCUUCGCCGCGGAGCACUUCGGACCCUUCGCAGCGCAGCGCUCGCCGGUCCCCGCCCUGCGCUCCUCCCACCGGCCCAGCCCUUUCCGGCUGUUGGAGGAGGUGGAGGAGGAGGAGGAGGAGCAGGAGGAGGAGGAGGAGGAGGAGGAAGAAGAGGAGAUGUUGGAGGAGGAGGAGGAGGAGCAGGAGGAGGAGGAGGAGGAGGAGGAAGAAGAGGAGAUGUUGGAGGAGGAGGAAGAGGAAGAAGAGGAGAAAGAGGAGGAGGAAGAGGAAGAAGAGGAGGAAGAGGAGAAAGAGGAGGAGGAGGAAGAGGAAGAAGAGGAGGAGGAGGAAGAGGAAGAAGAGGAGAAAGAGGAGGAGGAGGAAGAGGAGAAAGAGGAGGAGGAGGCGGAGGAGGAGGACGACGACGACUACGAGAAUGAUGACUAUUUCGACGAUAAUGAUGACUACGACGGUGGCAAUGGCAAUGACGGCGGCGACGAGGACGCGGACGCUCCGGGCUUGAGUCCCGAGGGGAACUAGGUGGACCCGCUUAGAAGCGGGAGACUGACCGACCCGGGGUGGGCUCGCAUCCUGGCUGCGGCUUCUGCGGGGAAUAAACCGGGUCCUCCUACGGCUCUGCUGUGCACAUAGGGACUGUCCCUGGCCUGUGCCUUGUGUAAAAAUGGGAACCUUAACUUCGUACUUCGGCAGGUUUCAGCCUUUCUUACUGUUAUUUUCCUCAUUAUCCUAUUUCAGAGAAAAGAAAAUAAAGGCCUGUAUCCAGACGUGGUGGCUCUCAGGAGGCGGAAUCAGAAGGAUUGCCCUGAGUUCGAAGCUAGCCAGAGCUACACGGCAAGGGCCUGUCUCAAAAACAAACUAAAAGAGAAGGAGGAAGAGUGUAAAUGGAGUAGCCAGGGUUGGCCACCUGUAAUCCCAGCACUUGGGUAGCAGAGGCAGGAGGACCAGGACACUUUCAGUUACAUUCUGUGAGUUUGAGACCAGCCUGGGCUACAUGAAAUCCUGGUAGGUGGGGGAGCAGAAUUUGAACCUGAAGUUGGACGUGAAAGCCCAGGCUUUGUGGUGCUGGGGAGCAUCCUGAAUCUAAGCAUAAUCACUGACCAGCUAGGAAAAGAAUGCAGAAGAGUGGCGUGAUCGGCAUGGAACACCCUGCACCCUACCCCAUCCCCCUACCCCACCUCACCGCCCCACCCCCACCUUGCUAAGCGAACUUGUGCUCCAGGUCCUUGGUGCCCAUCAACAGUACAUGAGAGACUCCUCCUGACUGUGCAGGGGACCUGCAGUCACCUGAUGGGAAGAAAAAAGAAUGGAAAUGCCCAUCUCCCCAUUAGGCUGGCACCAGUUCUGGCCAGUGGCUUGUCUGCCUGAUGCUGGCUGUGGGCCCAGUAACCAAUGUUAGGCAAAUCCUCUGAAGUGGUUGUUAGUGGGGAUGCAGGCUCUGCACUUCCAUUCAUGCCUCAGGUCAUUAGGAGCCCUGCUACCUAGAAAUGGAAACUCCAGAGGCGCUCUGGGCUAAUGGGCAGUAUGAGCCCUAGCUAGCUAGCCACAAGGCUGGAGAAUGAAGGAGAGGCUGGUGUCUAUCACCAGGAAAACCCAAGGACUUCAGGAAGAACUGCCACUGAGCCUUGCAGAAUUUUUUUUUUAGUGUCAUUAGUUCCCCUCCCUUAAAAAAAAAAAAUCACAACUAAGAAAAGGAAAGUAAACCAAGGUUAGACCAACAAAAUUAUUUCAAUUUCUCUACCUAGAGGCAAGGCAGUCACUCAAUAACCUGACAGAUACUCUCCUUAGAGAUGAGAACAGCUACUUGCUCAGUUUUGUUUGGGUUUUUGUUUGUUUGUUUGUUUUUUUGUCUUUUAAAAGAGGGUCUCCCUGUAGCCCCAGCUGGCCUGGAACUCACUAUGUAGACCAGGCUGGCCUCAAACUCACAGAGAUCCACCUGCCUCCCAAGUGCUGGGAUUAAAGGCAGGCACCGCCAUGCCACCAUGCCCGGCCUUGUUUGCUCAGUAUUUAUUCUGUCAAACUUUUUUUUUUUUUUUUUGGAGACAAGGUCUCGCUAUGUA
Molecule: messenger RNA, 3126 nt
Organism: Nannospalax galili (Upper Galilee mountains blind mole rat)
Lineage: Eukaryota; Metazoa; Chordata; Mammalia; Rodentia; Spalacidae
Gene: Catip
Product: ciliogenesis associated TTC17 interacting protein
Exons: 10
Coding region: 26-1588 (520 amino acids)
Biological process (GO): cilium organization; actin filament polymerization
Source: RefSeq, a predicted model, not a curated record